Aphis gossypii (cotton aphid) is the source of this 1547-nucleotide messenger RNA. RefSeq names its product tubulin beta-1 chain-like. The record is from RefSeq and is a predicted model, not a curated record. Lineage: Eukaryota; Metazoa; Arthropoda; Insecta; Hemiptera; Aphididae. The coding region runs from base 126 to 1547 and encodes 473 amino acids. Gene Ontology annotation, molecular function: structural constituent of cytoskeleton; GTP binding; GTPase activity. Gene Ontology annotation, biological process: microtubule cytoskeleton organization; mitotic cell cycle. The transcript is spliced from 3 exons. Gene Ontology annotation, cellular component: cytoplasm; microtubule.
GUUGUAAGAUAUCAAUUGUUUAUUUUAAAACAAUUAAAAAUAAAGUGACGUGAUUCAGAUUAAUAAAAUUUCAGAACAGCUAUUUAACAGCUGUAACUGUUAGUAGCGGUGAUCAUAACCUAGGCAUGGGAGAAAUAUUGCAAAUUCAAGUGGGUCGUUGUGGCAAUCGGAUUGGAGACAAUUUUUGGAAAAUCAUAUCUAAUGAACAUGGACUUGAUGAGGAAGGUAAAUUUUCCGGUUAUUCUUCGGAUGAACAGUUGGAGCACAUAAAUGUGUAUUAUGAUGAAUCUCAAGGUGGAAUUUACGUGCCUCGCGCGGUGCUUGUUGAUUCGGAUUCAGCGUUAUUGUUAAAUACGAUUGGAAGGCGGCGGUGUGGUGGUAACGCAUACAGAAAGCAAAACUUUGUUGGCGGACAUGGUGGAACUGGAAGUAACUGGGCCAGAGGCUAUUAUGGUAGCAGUGAAAUAUUGAGUCUUAUCGAGGACACUAUUCAGUCGGAAGCAGAGCGGUGUGAUCGGCUCCAAGGGUUUCAGUUGGUGCACUCGAUGGGCGGCGGCACUGGCUCCGGUCUGGGGGGACGCGUGCUGGACCACGUACGAGUGUCGUACCCAAACCAGGUGGCUCACACGUACAGCAUAGCACCGUGGAUGACCGUGUCGGACGAGCCUACCGAGUCGUACAACGUAUUGCUGUCUGCGGCCCGGUUGGUCGGCGACGCACAUGCAACAUAUCUGGCAGACAACCGGGCGCUGUUUGACACAUGCUGUAGUAGUGGUAAUAGAGGUGGAGGUGCAUCCGCCAUCCCCGCGUACGCUGAUCUCAACCACCUGGUGUCGCAGAUAAUGUCUGGCACGACGACCGGACUCCGGUUCUCCAGCAAGUUGAACGCCGACAUGAGAAAGGGCACCGCCAACCUAGUGCCGUAUCCAAGAUUGCAUUUUUUUGUUCCAGGAUUUGCACCAUUCACGUUUCGUGGGCAAACAGACACGGGCAUGUACACUAUUUCCGAACUGGCCACACAGCUGUUUGGAGUAGUACGGCAGCAGCGGCGUUGCACUGGUGCCGAUACCAUCGAGGCUGUCGUAAUGGCCGCCGUCAUGACUUUUCGGGGCAGAGGCUUAGAGACGGACAGCAGUGGUGGCAUACCACUGCAGCCGGCUACAGGAUGGAUUUCUGACCCAGAACGUUGUUGGUUACCAGACAACCUCAAGACUUUUAGUUACAGUGUACCGUCUCACGGACUUCAGAAUAGUGGCACGGUAGUGGCCAAUACGACAGCGGUGAGGGACGUAUUCGAACGAUACUGCCAGCGAUUCGCAUCAAUGUUGGCAAAACGGAAGCUGUUGCACAAGUACACUGAAGAGGGGAUGGAUUCCGAUGAAUUCCGAGUUUCGUUAGAACAGAUCGAAUCGCUACUAGCCGAAUACUUGGCGAUCGAGCAAAUCAACUGCAGUGGUGACGAUAACGGUGACAAACAAUCAUUUACAAGUACGAGCUGCAUGGUUACGUCAUCGACAGUUGAUGAAUGCAAGUUAUCGGUGAAUUAA